AUGAGUCUCUCUCUCUCUCUCUCUCUCUCUCUCUCUCUCUCUCUCUCUCUCUCUCUCUCUAUGUGUGUGUGUGUGUGUAUGGCGCGUGAGCAAUUUAUGAGGUCCAUCGAGAUGGCUGCGCCCUUGCAUCGUGUCAUCUCCCGGUCCACCCUCUUGCAGCGGAGUGCGGAACGCGAUCCAGCGCUAGCCAACUUCCUCGGCUCCAUCCAAGCAUCAGCCUUGGGCAAUACCACUGUCGAGGGCCAACAUGAGGUUGUUAUUGAGUCUACACUACCCUUUAACCCAUAUGUGCAGCUCGUCCGCUUGGCACGCGGUGCAGCCGCACAGCAACAUCUGAGCCGCUAUGACCAAAACUUUGUGACACGCCUGAACCAUGGCCUCACCCUUCAGGACGUCCCACGCACCCUGCCGCGAGGCCUGUUCAUGCUACAAGGCGAAGAGCCCAACGAGGUCUUUUAUGGCACCGAGGCAGCGCUUCAGCUCUUGGACAUUCGCACCUACUACGCCCAUCAGUUCGACUUGAUUAUCCGUAACGUGACAGUUGAGUCGGGCCUUCAGACCGCCUGUGACAUCCUGCAGACCGUUUUCAGCCAUGCCAUGACCGUUAGUGCAGAUGGGCAGGACCACUUCCUCAUCUGGCGCGCCAGCAUCAAUGGAAACCUGGAUCACCUCUCUUCUCAUCUCAACCCCGUGACUAUCGGCCCCAAAUCGCUGGACGAAGCCAGCCGGGCAUGGGCACCUUUGGAAAUCGUUGUCUACGUCCAUCUUCUUGAGACCACCACCAGCAAAGUACCUUUGCUAGGUUACACGGAGCCCCCAGCCACGCCAUUUGUCACUGGUGUCUUCCUGGAUCGGGAUGGCGUCCGCUCUCUCUCAAACCUCGUUUGGAACGAAGGCGAGGAGGUGUCAAGCCUCGUUCAUGUGGUUGCGGAACAUUAUCGCUCCCAGAAGCGACCCCACUCCUUUCUUCUCGAUCCCACACCCAUCGUCUCUUCGUUCUUGCUGGAGCAAUAUUUGGAACAUCAUGCAAGCCUCACCUCGGCCAGUGCCAUAGCGCGUCGCCUCCUACCAUCUGUGCGGCUGUGCUACAGACGCUCAAAGCCAAGUACUCCGAGCUUAUCCGUCGCUUUCAACGCCUCGCGCGCAGUCAAGGUCAAGCGCAACACCUCCUUUGAUCAAAAAUCAAAACGAAAUAAGGCAGCCCUUCCUGCCAUGUUGGGUAGCAGCGUCAAUGUCGACCAGAUUCAACGCGAUGUUUGGCUGCACCAGCCCCACGCCUGGGGACUGUACGACCAGUUGGGCGUCAACGUGGCAGAAGCAGCCGAUCGCAUCCGCGCCGCGCCGUCAAUUCGCCAUGCAGCUGUGCGCAUGCAAUACCUUCAUGACAUCAAGCUGGAUCGUACAAUCCAAAAUGCAUUAUCUGCGGCUCUCGGCCAAGUGCCCCUUCCAGAGCGACCCUUUGGCAUCCUUGAGACGCAUCUCACGGAAGGGUUGCGCACGCGUCUGGGCGGUGAAGCUGCAAAUGGUGGCGAGCCUCAGUCUUGCUUGGGUAUCACAGAUGUGAGCAUUUUGAGUGGCCGAGUGCUUGGUCGAACGGUGCGCUGGCACAUGGUCGAGCAGUUUUGCCUUCUUGUGGCCGGUAGCCGCAGCGAUGCCCUGGAUCGCUUCUCUGUCAUGCUGGCAACGCCCUUAAUUGAGGCCACGCGACAUCAACGCCACGGUCAGCUUUUGAUCUUGAGCAUUAAUACGGCUCACGCCGUGUGGACACCGAGUGACAUUGAUGUCAACGUCGAGGACUUUACGGCUUCGCUCGCGCUGGCCAUGCAAAAUCGCAUUGGAAUCAUUGUCAACUAUCUCGUGUGCUGUGGUGAUCAUUACGAGGCUGUGAGCAAGACGAUCCAGGUUUUCUUAUUGAGUGGCGAUGAUCAAAUUCUCCUUAGCCCGGCCGUUCGGGACUUAACCCUGGUGUCUCAAGUUACCGUGUAUCCUUCGGGCAAAGAGGCAUCCUUGGCAGCACGCUUGUGGCAAGCCGCUGCGGCCACUACCUAUGGAACGCAUGUGACAGUGCAGGCGUCUGGCGAUCAUCUUAAGCGCAUGUAUGCCGAGGCUUUGGUGUCUGCCCAGUACCAACGAGCCGUUCUGCUUGGGCUCUUGAAUUUGAAGCAAGAGCAGGUACAAGACGAAGCACCGGCAGCGGGACUAUAUCGCUUCGCGGAGAGCGCGUGCUCGGCCUUGGUCGUGACUGAGGAUUUGGUGAAUUCUUUGAAGCAACUUGCCACCUUUUUGGUUGAGGUGGAUGUUGAACCCGAGCCCAAAUUUUGGCGUGCCAUUCAACAACACGUGACUUUUACCGCACAUUGCUUACAGCAAGUCUUGGGCGUCGGCGUGCUGGGGGCGGGUGGCAUGGCGCGCACGCUUGUAGCAGACUGUCUGGUUGCCGUGUCUGCAGAUGCGGGCUUGGCGCAACCGACCAGUGAUUUGACUGCGGUGGUGCGCGAGCUGAGCCUACAAGAGCCUCCCGGAGCAAGCUCUGAGGUGCCCAUGGUUGGUCCAGAUCCGCGGCGUCAAUUGGCAACGGAGGCGGGAUUGAACGCCUUGCGUACUCUGUCCGGGUUUCUGGCAAGCCGCCGCAGCUUGCUCGGCGCAGAGCUUUGGCCACUCUUGGGCAUCGACAACUAUGUCACGCUUGGCGAGACGCGUCUCCAGGACGACCGUGCAUCUUUAUCAUCCGCUCGCAACCGUGCCGUGACUGCGACGGCUGCCAUGCCCAGAGACGCCGUGGCAGUAGAGAACUCAAGGGUGGCGCGACGCCACAAAACGGGUGCCGAGGACGGCGGACUCCAGCCAACGCCACCAGCCUCGCCAAGAACCGGGCAUCGUCUGCGCCGUGGCCUCACCGGUGGACCUCGCCAGUCUUUGCAUCUACGUCGAGCGGAGGCACCAUCAUGGUAG
Monosiga brevicollis MX1 is the source of this 2952-nucleotide messenger RNA. RefSeq lists its product as uncharacterized. Lineage: Eukaryota; Choanoflagellata; Craspedida; Salpingoecidae. Bases 1 to 2952 code for a protein of 983 amino acids. The transcript has 24 exons. The record is from RefSeq and is a predicted model, not a curated record.